Molecule: messenger RNA, 939 nt
Organism: Opisthorchis viverrini
Lineage: Eukaryota; Metazoa; Platyhelminthes; Trematoda; Opisthorchiida; Opisthorchiidae
Exons: 2
Coding region: 1-939 (312 amino acids)
Biological process (GO): DNA integration
Molecular function (GO): nucleic acid binding
Source: RefSeq, a predicted model, not a curated record
AUGGAGGUCCCAGCCUUUGAGAGCUGCCUACUGCAAGAAAUAUGUGCAUUUCUGGAAAUCCAUAAAACGAGGACAACACCGUAUCAUCCAGAGGGGAAUGGCCUGGUGGAACGCACCAAUAGGACCAUAAAGAAAAUACCAACCACUCUCGUGGAUCGCUAUGAAGGGGAACGGUGGGACGAACACAUUCCGCUAUGCAUGCUGGCCUAUCAAGCAGCUACACACGAGUCGACAGGUUACGCACCGGCGUUUUUACAACUCGGCCACGACCUCCGACUGCCUUCAGAAGCAGACACGCCUGUGGUCCCUGCAGACCAGGUUGGCAGUAACGAAUAUACCCGGUCACUCCGAGAACGCCUGUUUACAGCACUACAAAUCGCCCGUGAAAACAUUGGGCAUGCACAGCAACACCAGAAAACUGUGUACGACCGCAAAUCAUGCGGACCUCUGUAUGAAGUAGGCGACUUUGUGCUCCUACACCGGCCGAAAGCACCACCGGGUGCGCCCGCUAAAUUCCAUCGCAUGUGGCAAGGACCUUAUGUUAUAGUUAUUAAAAGACCAAACAAAACCUAUGUCAUUCGUGACUAUUCUAAGUCACAUGCGGAUGUACAGUGUGUACAUUACAAUCAGCUAAAGCCCUACCCUUCACCUCUCCCUGACACCCAGCCGUCUACGUCCUCCUAUCCCCCACCUGUCAGCCAUACCGUUGAGAUCAAUACAUCCGGACACAAACAUCCCUUCUUAGCACUGAGGACAGUGCUCAUACUCGGGAGGGGGCAGUGUAACGCAUUUGAAACCCGACUGUACCUGAUUGUAUGUCUAUCAUAUGACAUUAUGUGUGCCUCUCCCUCCCUCUAUUCCCCUACUGCAGGUACCACGGACGAGUCACCACGGGCCCUGGACAGGGAAGAGUAUUCCGGUUGUACACCCCCUAACUGA